This is a messenger RNA of Rosa rugosa (rugosa rose), 2240 nucleotides long. Its product is annotated as heat shock 70 kDa protein 1. Bases 90 to 2033 code for a protein of 647 amino acids. Gene Ontology annotation, biological process: cellular response to unfolded protein; protein refolding. The transcript has 2 exons. Lineage: Eukaryota; Viridiplantae; Streptophyta; Magnoliopsida; Rosales; Rosaceae. Gene Ontology annotation, cellular component: cytoplasm. The record is from RefSeq and is a predicted model, not a curated record. Gene Ontology annotation, molecular function: ATP-dependent protein folding chaperone; ATP hydrolysis activity; misfolded protein binding.
UCUCCCACUUACCAAACCCUAGCGCCUCUCUACUUUUCUAAACCCUAGCGCCUCUCUCUUUUCCUAGUCAAUCUCUUCGUCGACUCAAAAUGGCCGGCAAAGGAGAGGGACCGGCCAUCGGUAUCGAUCUCGGUACCACUUACUCUUGCGUCGGCGUCUGGCAACACGACCGUGUUGAGAUCAUCGCCAACGACCAGGGAAACCGGACGACCCCGUCGUAUGUCGCCUUCACCGACACCGAGAGGUUGAUCGGAGACGCCGCUAAGAACCAGGUCGCCAUGAACCCAAUCAACACUGUUUUUGAUGCUAAGCGAUUGAUUGGUCGUAGAUUCACCGAUGCCUCAGUUCAGGGUGACAUGAAGUUGUGGCCAUUCAAGGUCAUCGCUGGCCCUGCUGACAAGCCUAUGAUUGGAGUCUCAUACAAGGGAGAAGAGAAGCUAUUUGCUGCUGAGGAGAUCUCUUCCAUGGUCCUUAUCAAGAUGCGUGAGAUCGCCGAGGCUUACCUUGGUUCCACCAUCAAGAAUGCAGUGGUCACUGUCCCCGCUUACUUUAACGAUUCUCAGCGUCAGGCCACCAAGGAUGCCGGAGUUAUUGCUGGUAUCAAUGUCUUGCGUAUUAUCAACGAGCCUACAGCAGCUGCCAUCGCCUACGGUCUUGACAAGAAGGCCACCAGCGUUGGUGAGAAGAAUGUGUUGAUCUUUGACCUUGGAGGUGGUACCUUUGAUGUCUCUCUUCUAACCAUUGAAGAGGGUAUCUUUGAGGUUAAGGCCACAGCUGGUGACACCCAUCUUGGGGGUGAGGACUUUGACAACAGAAUGGUCAACCACUUCGUUCAAGAGUUCAAGAGAAAGAACAAGAAGGAUAUCAGCGGCAACCCUAGAGCUCUUAGGAGAUUGAGGACAUCAUGUGAAAGGGCAAAGAGGACCCUCUCAUCCACUGCCCAGACCACCAUUGAAAUCGAUUCCUUGUAUGAGGGUAUUGACUUCUACUCAACCAUCACCCGUGCUAGAUUCGAGGAGCUCAACAUGGACUUGUUCAGAAAGUGUAUGGAGCCAGUAGAGAAGUGUUUGAGGGACGCCAAGAUGGACAAGAGCACAGUCCAUGAUGUUGUGCUUGUUGGUGGAUCCACCCGUAUUCCCAAGGUUCAGCAACUCCUCCAGGACUUCUUCAAUGGCAAGGAGCUCUGCAAGAGCAUCAACCCCGACGAGGCCGUUGCCUAUGGUGCUGCAGUCCAGGCUGCAAUUCUCAGUGGUGAGGGUAACGAGAAGGUCCAGGACCUUCUUCUAUUGGAUGUUACCCCUCUAUCCCUUGGUUUGGAAACUGCCGGAGGUGUCAUGACCGUCUUGAUCCCCAGAAAUACAACCAUCCCAACAAAGAAGGAACAAGUCUUCUCCACCUACUCCGACAACCAGCCUGGUGUGCUCAUCCAGGUCUAUGAAGGAGAGAGAACCAGAACCAGGGACAACAACUUGCUCGGAAAGUUUGAACUCUCCGGAAUCCCCCCAGCUCCCAGAGGUGUACCCCAGAUCACAGUGUGCUUUGACAUCGAUGCCAAUGGUAUCUUGAAUGUGUCAGCAGAGGACAAGACCACUGGGCAAAAGAACAAGAUCACCAUCACCAACGACAAGGGCAGGCUCUCAAAGGAGGAGAUUGAAAAGAUGGUUCAAGAGGCAGAGAAGUACAAGUCUGAGGAUGAAGAGCACAAGAAGAAGGUUGAGGCCAAGAACGCUUUGGAGAACUACGCCUACAACAUGAGGAACACGAUCAAGGAUGAGAAGAUCGGCGAGAAGCUCCCAGGGGCGGACAAGAAGAAGAUCGAGGACGCCAUUGAGGCUGCCAUCCAGUGGCUCGACAGCAACCAGCUUGCAGAGGCUGAUGAGUUUGAGGACAAGAUGAAGGAGUUGGAAAGCAUCUGCAACCCAAUCAUCGCCAAGAUGUACCAGGGUGCUGGGCCUGACGGUGCUGGCCCAGUUGAUGAUGAUGUUCCAGCUGGGGGCAGCGGUGCUGGGCCCAAGAUCGAGGAGGUCGACUAAGUGAAAUGAUCCCCGUGGGUGGUUUUGUUGCUUUUUGGAUUAUUUAGGCGGUCUGAACAAUUUAUCGCGUUUAUUUUUAAUUUUGCUUUGAUUGUUAAUCAGAGCUUUUGUUUUUAUUUUUUGCGGAACUUAUAGGCCCUUUGUUAUUUUCCCCUAGCAAUUUGUCUGGGGCCUUUAUUAUAAUAUUUUUCAACUAUUCGGUGCUAA